CGACGCGACUAGCGACCACUGACUCAAAAGUCUAUUACAUCAGCGCUCAAACAUUCAAGAUGGCUGGUUUCCCUGCGCCACCACUGAAAGACUGGGAACGCGCGGACAAGCUGAACGUCGAGUUUGUUGGCUACGGAUGGGAGGGAAAACGCGUCAUUGUCCGUUUCCACCUCCCGAAGGACCGCAACAACGAGCGCGUCCAGCUCGCGCUUCUAUACAUGGGACGCGACAUGAAGCAUUCCAAGAACUGGGCGUGCGAGUUCUGCGGCAAACCCUCGCGGGAGACACAUGUGGAGAUGCUCUCCUGGCAGCACCUCGACCCGCCGCGCCUCGUCUUGUACAUACACUUCGUGUGCGACAUCGACGAGCCGCACGUCAUGCAAGGCCUGACUUCGUGCCACAACAUGCUGAACACGAUGCACAUGGGCCAGCUCGGGCCGAUGCCCGACCGCCUGGAGAGGCAGCCGGGCGCGGUGUAUGCUCUAGCGGGCAGUUGCGCGUGCUGCGAGCGCGACGAGACCGCUGCGAAUGCGCAGACGUUGAAGAAGUGCAGCAAGUGCAAGCUGACGAGGUUCCACAGCCUCGAAUGCCAGAAGAAGGACUGGCCAAGGCACAAAGUUACCUGUAGCCAGAUUUACUCGGUCACCUUCGAGAACUGGGAGUGAUGCCUGAGGUGAACGAUGAGGCUGCUCUCUCUGAGCCCGAGUGGUUCGCUUGCAUUACACAAGCGACCGACUGUACAACAUCAUAACAUCACUAUAAAGGAUCAUCGUUCCACGAGCUGUACUGCUACAUAUUUC
Molecule: messenger RNA, 800 nt
Organism: Dichomitus squalens LYAD-421 SS1
Lineage: Eukaryota; Fungi; Basidiomycota; Agaricomycetes; Polyporales; Polyporaceae
Exons: 4
Coding region: 60-665 (201 amino acids)
Source: RefSeq, a predicted model, not a curated record